AUGAGAGAAAUCAUUCAUAUCUCGACGGGUCAAUGUGGUAACCAGAUAGGUGCAGCAUUUUGGGAGACCAUCUGUGGCGAGCACGGGCUCGACUUCAAUGGUAACUACCAUGGUCAAGACGACAUCCAAAAGGCGCGUUUGAACGUGUAUUUCAACGAAGCUUCCUCCGGAAAGUGGGUCCCUCGGUCUGUUAAUGUCGACUUGGAACCAGGUACCAUCGACGCCGUACGCAACUCACGUAUUGGUAACCUGUUCAGACCAGACAACUACAUCUUUGGCCAAUCGUCUGCCGGCAACGUGUGGGCCAAAGGUCACUAUACUGAAGGUGCCGAGUUGGUAGACUCUGUUAUGGACGUUAUCAGACGCGAAGCUGAAGGUUGUGACUCUUUGCAAGGUUUCCAAAUCACACACUCUCUGGGAGGUGGUACCGGUUCAGGUAUGGGUACUUUGUUGAUCUCCAAGAUUAGAGAAGAAUUUCCAGACAGAAUGAUGGCUACUUUCUCAGUCGUGCCUUCUCCAAAAACUUCUGAUACCGUUGUUGAACCUUACAAUGCGACUUUAUCCGUUCACCAAUUGGUGGAACAUUCCGACGAGACUUUCUGUAUCGACAACGAGGCACUGUACGAUAUUUGUCAAAGAACUCUAAAACUAAGUCAGCCUUCCUACAGCGACUUGAACCAUUUGGUAUCAUCCGUAAUGUCUGGUGUCACAACCUCGCUACGUUAUCCAGGUCAAUUAAACUCCGACUUGAGAAAAUUGGCUGUGAACUUGGUACCAUUCCCUCGUCUACAUUUUUUCAUGGUCGGUUAUGCACCAUUGACCUCUAUUGGAUCCCAAUCUUUCAGAUCACUCACUGUUCCAGAGUUAACACAACAAAUGUUCGACGCCAAAAACAUGAUGGCCGCUUCUGACCCAAGAAAUGGUAGAUAUUUGACAGUGGCUGCUUUCUUCAGAGGUAAAGUUUCCGUAAAAGAAGUUGAAGACGAAAUGCACAAGGUUCAAACUAGAAACUCAUCUUAUUUCGUCGAAUGGAUUCCUAACAACGUGCAAACCGCAGUUUGUUCUGUGGCCCCCAAGGAUUUGGAUAUGUCCGCUACUUUCAUCGGUAACUCCACCUCUAUCCAAGAAUUAUUCAAGAGAGUCGGUGACCAAUUUGGAGCCAUGUUCAAGAGGAAGGCAUUUUUGCACUGGUACACCAGCGAAGGUAUGGAUGAAUUGGAAUUUUCCGAAGCCGAGUCUAAUAUGAAUGAUUUGGUCAGCGAAUACCAACAAUAUCAAGAGGCAACCGUGGAGGAAGACGAAGAAUUGGAGUAUGCUGACGAACAACCAAUGGCUGAGAAUUUUGAAUAG
Lachancea fermentati is the source of this 1350-nucleotide messenger RNA. Lineage: Eukaryota; Fungi; Ascomycota; Saccharomycetes; Saccharomycetales; Saccharomycetaceae. The record is from the annotation of a GenBank genome assembly.